Molecule: messenger RNA, 7984 nt
Organism: Rhopilema esculentum
Lineage: Eukaryota; Metazoa; Cnidaria; Scyphozoa; Rhizostomeae; Rhizostomatidae
Product: atrial natriuretic peptide receptor 1
Biological process (GO): receptor guanylyl cyclase signaling pathway; cGMP biosynthetic process; intracellular signal transduction
Cellular component (GO): plasma membrane
Molecular function (GO): peptide receptor activity; ATP binding; protein kinase activity
Source: RefSeq, a predicted model, not a curated record
UUUACAAGUAGGGGGGGGGGCACAUGUCCCCAGUGCUCUCGGUUCCUACGUCUAUGCUUUUAAAGAAACCUACUUGUUAGGUACCUGAUCUUAACUAUUCCAUGUAAAGGUUCUAAUUUUUUUUAAUAACACUAUGUAAGAACGCUUUGAAAAGACUUUGUGUUAAAUCUUUAAUCCUCAAUCCUAAAUCCUAAAGAGAUUCAGUAUGGAAACAGCGUAACCAUUAUGUCAUGAACAUUUUGAUCAAUGUAAUAAAUUGCAAACAACGCAAAAAUUUAAAAUCCACAUCAAAAACUGAACUGUUCAAUUCUUUUAGUUUAUGUCCUUGGUAAUAACAUCUUAACCAAAUAGUUAUCUUCAAGAUAUAUUUAUGAAACAACCCAGCUAGUCCUUGCAACAACCCAGCUCUUCCGAGAAUCCUGUUUAAUUUUUUUUUAUUUGAGGUGAGCAUGGGCCCUUUUGAAAAAUGCCCCACCACCCAAAAGCCCUUAAAAAAUGCCCUGCUAUAUUCUUUCACUCCGUUUCUGCACGCUGUCAAGCAUAGAAAUGAGGCUAAAACGAGGCUAAAUCAAAAUUUCUUCAAUUUUUUGCUGUAAAGUUUUCUGAAAACAAGGACACCGUGAAUACUCUAACAGUUAGAAUCAUGCUUGGGGGAAGAAUUCCUCCUUUCAAUCAGCUUUUAUUCGCUACCAUUGUGGGCAUAGCUAGUGGCGUCUACAUUUUCCAACCAUCAUACUUCAUCCAAUUUAGAAACAAUUAUUAUACAAAACAGCCAACGGAUGGGGAAGAGCCUAACCAGACAACGAUGCAGGAGAGAAAUUGAGAAGCAUGUUGUUAUAGCGACUGAUUUUGCCUGCGUAUGUUGUGAAGGGUAGCAUCUGAGGACCCUGCCAUUCUCACACAAAAAGAGAACUAUUGAUGUUUGUUUCUGACCAGUACUGUUGCUGUUUGUUUCUGACGAGAAUUUCUCAUAAUUUCAAAUUCUGUAGACGAGGCAUAUAAUGGGAACAGAACUAAAAUGACUAUUUUGUAACCUAGCUUUUAAAAAGCCUGCAAGGCACCAGUUUCAGUCUUACUCCAUUUUCCAAGCAAUUGCUGGCAUAUUAAACAGUGAUCUUUUUUAUCAAGGAACAAAAAAAGGAUCAUUGUGUUGUCAUAACUGUUGUGACAUCAAUAUUGACUGCUCUAUCAUUAUUUCGUUUUAUGUGAGAUUGGAGUGUCUUAUACCCUGCGUGCUCAUCAAAAGAUGGACCAGUAUCCUGAAUAGAACAGAAUUACAAUUUUUGUUUGAAAUUUUAAAGGUGUUUAUUUUGAAGGUGACAACAAUAACUUUUUCAGGAUUUGUGUGAUACCCAUAAUGUAAAGCAUGUUUUCAUUUAAAACAAAAGACAAAUAACUGUCAAAUAAUGGUUCCAAGGACAGAAGAGCCUAUUACAGUUUGAGGGGGCUAAAGCAUAAAAAUGCUAAGGCCCCCAUAGCCCCCCUGUUUUUACAGUCCCUGGUUGGUUAUUCAGUAUAAACAGUUUGAUCUGUACUCAUUACGUCAAAAUUUUAUACAGUCUUUGACAUUAAGUGGGAUAUAUCUUUUUGUUAAUUAGUAGUUUAACCAUAACUGAUUUGAUAUUAUCUCAUAUUAUUAAAUAUUUUUAUGUCUAAGUAAUAUCAGCUGAUUUACUGUGAUUGCUAUAGACUAAAUUGGUAGUGUGAGUAAGCAACCACAUCAAUGUUUUGUGCACUACACUCGUGGUCAGUUGUGUUAAUCUAAGUGCAUCCUUACAUAAAUACUUAUUUUUUUCUUAUUUUAACCCUUAAGCUCUGCAAAUCAUUUUAUUUUCAAACUGUGUUGUUCUUUAUCGUUUUGCAAAUUCUUGCUUAGUGUUUAUUUGCUAUUAUCAUCACAAGAUUAUGUAGAUCUCUUCUCAAAUAGAAAGCCUAAAAGCAUAUUUCCCUUUUGACAUGAUUAUAGUUAAGUCUCUAGUUUUGAAUUUGAUUUUCAGCAGUGACUUGUCAUAAAUACAUUUUUAGCUAAAGUUGCAACUUUUUUGAUAAUAUUUGCUCUUAUGUACUAUUCUCUUAAUUUUAAGUCAACGGAGCCCUUAUUCCAAUGUUUUUUGUCUGUAUUAACACCUACUGUUCCUUUACAGAAAAAGAUGUAUUUGUUUUGUUAGAUAUUGAGUAAUUGAAGCUUGUAUCCCUUCUCAAAUAAACACAUAGUUAUGUUGCUUUGAAACAGAAAAUCUCAGAACACAAUGGAAGAUGUACUGCAGUCUUUUGGAGAAAAGUGCCCUUAUCUUUUUGAAAAGGUACCCCUUUUUAAGUGCCCUCAUUUGAACUUUUGGAGAAAUGCACGGCUGUUUUUGAGACAUAAAGCCCUUCCUUAUCUACACCUCUCCAACUUUGUAGUACUUCUGGCACCUCAAGUUUAAAAUCAUAACUUAUUUGAUGCUCCUCUGGUGAAUAAAUUACUCGGAGAAGGCAAAUUAAUUUUGUCACCAAAUGAAUAGAGUCAUCAUUCCAUGGAUAUAUGCAUUUUCAAUUAAAGAGAGAUUGAAAAUAUGAUUGCAACACAAAUUUGGAAAAGGGAGUGGGGCAAGAGCUGAUAUCAGGCUUAUAGUAAAAUAUUGUGUCAUUUUGCUCUGUAAACAAGUGAAGUUGAGGCAUGUUUUUUCUCAUUCUGAUUAAUGCAAGUAAAAGCAACAUCCAUUGCUUAAAAGGAUGUAAAUUCCCAAUUAGCAGCUUUUUAAACAUCCAGUAUCAUUUUGCAACUGCGCAGGCAGUGGCUAAGUUCCUAACGUAUUUCUCGGCUUGUGAUAAAGUGCUCGGUGACGUAUAUAGGCAGAGCUCUACACUCUUUUUGGUGUAUAGAAUAGGACUGUUAUAUGUGUUACUCCGAGUUUCACGCUUAAUGCGAUCAUCAGGAAACUUUUCUGUUAUACCUAUUUGUACAAAGAAGUAUAUUUCUAUGACACCAACAUCACUCUUUGGAGCUCGAUUGAGUGGCACCUAGAAAUCGAAUAAUACGCGAUUAGAGGGAUGAGCGAUUACGAGUUUGAGAAUAGACAGAUUCUUUGGAAAAGUUUGAUGUUUUCCAGACAUUUUAUUAGCAUCUACAAUUAAGCCAUUUAAGAUCAGCACUGGACACUGAUGACAAGUUUGAUAGAUCUCAUUUUACCUUGAACUGAGUCUAUAAACUUUUGAAAAGAUUUAAUAUUGACAGAUGCUCAUCUUCUUUGGUAAAUAUCAACUAUUCUUAAGGAUUCUUGUCGUUUUAAUAGACGAUUAGAAGUAGCUGUUGAUACACUUCGAAUCCUGAUAGAGACGUCUAAUUUACAGUCACUGUCUUGGCGAUAAAUUAUUCAAUAAUCCCACACUGUGGUAUUUUCUUGAUUUUGAAUGCGUGAAUCUAGUUUGUCUCCGAAGUUUAUUGCCAUCAAUACUGUAACCUGCUUUUUGUGGCUUAAUCACAUAUUCAAAUACUUGUGUCCUUCUGAUUAAAACUAUUUUCCGUUACCAUACAAACGAAUUUUCGGGAAUAUUUUGUAAACAGGCCGUACUUUUCUUGUGAAAUUUCUAUCCUGCUGCUGAUAUCAAAUUGCUUUAAGGAUUGAACAGGCAAUAGAAAAAAGAUCAAUUGAAGGCAUCAAACUUUAAAGGAUAUAGAUGCAUAAUCCUAGGAAAAAUGACUGUGCAAUAUUGUUUGCUGGUUGCGCUGCUGCAGUUAAUCUGUCACAGUCAAAUACAUGAUGCUCACGUGCAUCAUCUGAGGAUUGGCGCCCUUUUGGAUCAAUCAAACAAGACGCUUGCCAAAAUUGUUCACGGAGCAGUGGAUCUAGCCGUCAGGAGCAUUAACGAAGAUGUGGCCUUUAAGAAUGUAUUUUCACUGGAUUACGUCAUCGGUGAAUCAGGCUGUACUGGAGAGAAAUCUACUGGCGAGUUCGCUAGGCUUAAAUACCGGCACCAAGUAGAUGCAAUUGUUGGCCCGUCAUGCGACGAAGGCUGUAAAGCCGGCGGUUUCUUAGCAACUUAUCAUAAUGUGCCAAUGCUGUCACAUAGUUGCAGCACUUCACAGAUGAGCGAUAAGGUUAAGUACCCAACGUUUGGCCGCUUGAAGGCGUACGCGAGUGCCUCUCCGCUCACAACUACCAAUGCUUUAGUGAUGUUUUUUGAAAACAUGAAUUGGAAGAAAAUAGGGAUUAUCCAUGGGAAUGGAGAGAAAUGGUCCAGUGCUGCAAGUACAAUAAAGUAUGGCCUAGAGAAAGCCAAAAUAGAGAUUGCCGUUUCUGCUGAAUAUCUGUUUGGCCACACAGCGUCGUCAGCUCAUGCAAGCAUGCAGGCAGUAAAGAGGCUUGAUGUUAGAAUCGUUCUGCUUCUGGUUGAGGGGGAAGACGUUAUGAGGUUAGCAGAAGCCGCCCAGCAGCUUGGAUUGUAUAAAGGGAAGAAUGUAUUUUUGUCUUUGGAUUUCUAUACUUGGGAAUCGAUGCCAAACUGGAUGUCAAAGUAUCCUGCAAACCUACUUGAAGGGUGGCUGGACAUCUCAACAAAAUCUAUGUCAAGCAGCUUUAUCGUCAACGUGGAACAUGACAGAUUCAAGAACGAACUGCAGAUGCGACUGUUAAAGGACCCUUUCUACAUCCAAGUUGCAAGUAUUCACCAGCAUGCAUUUUACAUCCAUGAUGCCGUCUACACUUAUGCGAAAGCUGUGAAAAAUGCCCUUCACAACUCCUAUAUUGAUCACGUGGUUUUCUCCAUUUAUGAUAACAUCACCAAUACUUCAAAUUUGUUGGCUUCAAGAAACAUAACUAACUUCACCACUGGUGACGUCAGAAGCAGUAUAUGGCCAGGGAAUGACGAUGCAAUGAAAGAACUGCGGAACUGGACGAUGACUCAUCUGAAUUUUACAUCCAUCAAUAACACAUACAAUGAAAGUACAUGGCUGAGGGAUGGAAAAUACAUUGCAAGAGAGAUAUUUAAGAUCGACUUUAAUGGCGUUUCUGGUCCCGUCAAGAUGAAUGGCCGCGGCAACCGGGUCCCAAUUCUCAUUGUGAGAAACUUUCUGUCACUCAACAGCUUUAUCGAAGUGGCGAGUUAUGAUGGCACGUCAAGCGAAUUUAAGAUUAUCUCGUAUGACUUUACUUUUGCUGGAAAGUCAAAGGAUAUUCCACCUGAUCAAGCAAAAUGUGGCUUCAAGGACGACCCUUGCCAGAAGGUGGCCGAAACAUCAACAUCGGCACUUUUGAUCGCAAUUUUUGCGCCACUCGCGACCGUGGUUGUCCUAGUUGUUUUGUACAAGAAAUACAAAAAACGAAAUUUUGAGAAUGAUAUUUUCAACAAUAAAAGGUCGUUUUUGGACUAUUCAGACUUGAUCAUUCAAAGAAGCUCGGUUGAACAAAUGAAAGAUAACCAAAGUUUGGACGAUCUCGGCUCCUUACAGAAUGACUCAUUAAAUGAAAGAGACGUGACAAUGUCAACAUCAUCACGAUUUUUUAAGGAUCACAUUAACGCAUUUGUGGCGUUAUACAAGCAUCAAAAUGUCUUUGUCAAGCGACUCCAUAAGAGGCAAGUUCACUUGGAUCGAGAGACGUUGCUGGAGAUAAAGUUGGCACGUGAUAUUCAUCAUUCAAAUGUCAAUCCAUAUUUGGGAGUCGUUGUUCAGCCUCCAAGGAUCUGCGUUGUUUCGCCGUAUUGUACGAAAGGCAGUUUGAGGGACGUACUGGCAAAUGAGGACAUCACCCUAGACUGGGUAUUUCGUAUUUCUUUUGCUGGGGACAUCGCCUCGGGAAUGGCAGAGAUUCAUGAAAUGAUAGGACCCAUGGGCAAUCUGACAUCUUACAAUGUCUUGGUCGACAGAAGAUGGACAUGUCAGAUCUCUGAUUAUGGGCUUGAGCGUUUUAAAGAGCCUACUCGACAUCAUGCGCCAACCCCAACUAACGAGGAAAAGUACCACAAAUUGUUAUGGAAAGCACCAGAACUUUUGAGUGUAACAAUGAAGAAGACGAGCAAGCCUGGAGAUGUGUAUUCCUACGGAAUAAUACUGUCUGAAAUCAUUACUCGUACAUUGCCAUAUGAAAACUACGGCUAUCCAGCUAAAGACGUUAUUCACUUUGUGCAAAGGAGAUGUCUGCCUCCUUUCCGUCCGCAUGUGAGGCUGCAAAGUGGUUUGGAUGGUAGAAUACUUGAUAUGAUGAGGAGAUGUUGGCAUGAGUUUCCUGCCGAACGGCCUACAUUCACUGAUCUGAGAAAGCCUUUGAAAGCUGUCAUGAAAGAUAGAAAUGAAAGCCAAAAUCUGGUCGAUAACAUGUUAGAAAUGAUGGAGAAAUACACAAACCAUUUGGAAAGAAGAGUCAAUGAGAGAACAGAGCAAUUGCGCUCUGAAAAGGAGAAAGUGGAAUCACUUCUGUAUACAAUGUUACCAAAGUCUAUCGCACAUAGGCUGAAAAUGGGCGAGCUGAUUUCGCCUGAACAAUUCUUCUGUGUUUCAAUCAUGCUGGCGGAUAUUGUCGACUUCUCAUCAAUAACAGCAAGCAGCACACCGAUGCAGGUUGUGGACGUUUUGAACGACUUAACAAAGAUUUUUGACAGCACUAUCGAGCGCUUUGACGCUUUCAAAUUUGAAAACUACAAUGAAAAGUAUUCAGUCGUCUCUGGAUGCCCCAAAAAGAACGGUAUUCGACACGUGAGGAAUAUUGCCAUGCUUGCCUUGAAGAUGAUGGGCAAAAUGACUGCAUUCAGAAUGAGGCAUCGCCCGUACGAGAUACUUCGUUUACGAAUCUGUUGUCAUUCUGGCCCUGUCGUUGGCGGACUGGUUGGUCUUAAAACACCAAAGUACUGUCUCUACGGAGAUUCAAUGUCGUAUAUCACUCAUCUUGAAGCAACUGGACCCCCUUUGAGAAUACAAGUGAGUCCAGAUUUCAAAGAGAAAUUGAACGACGUCGGAGGCUUUGAGACAAUCAUACGUGGCCCUGUUAGAGUUAAGGGACGUGGUCUAGUGGUGUCUCAUUUUCUUGUCGGAAAGGAAGGAAUGGACAUCGAGUUACCAGAACCAGAACCUGAUAAAGGCUUGGAACUCAAAGAUUUAGGAUCAAGAAAGACAUCAACAGUUGACAGUAGAGCCUCCAAACCAACCAUUAAAGAACUUGCAAACGAGUAAUGAAAGCUGUGAAAAUACUAGGUUCCCGACUGAAAUUGUAAAAAGACGAAAGUAGCAAAUCCUUUUUAUCCUACAACCUCCUUCUUCAAUAGCCCGGAGCAAUAGCUACUGUCAAAGGUUACCGGCUUCGUUCUACCCCUAUUUAGGUGCAAACCUACACAGGUUUUAGAACAAGACUCUCUUUAGAAAUUGCUCUGUAAAGGAUUCCUUAGGGCAGUACCAUGGACACUUGUUACCAAUUUCAGGGGCGGAUCCAGAGCAAAUUUGAAGGAGGGGCAAUUGGAAGUGGGGGCAGUGAAAAAUUUUCAAAAAUUGGUGACGAGGAGUACACUGUAUACAACAAUUUCAGAUCCAUUAUCGGAAUAAGCAACACAACUUUGAAGUAAUCCUUGAAGCAAAUUAACCUAUCGUCUCAAAAACGUCCAAAAUAGGCGCACAAUUUCCAAAAAAGGGGCGCCAGACCUGCUUCAACUCGUUGCUUCUAGUUGCCCACCCCGUUAAAUCCGCCACUGGCCAAUUUCUAACAAUCUUUAGUAUUGUUGCUAUGAGGGUAUCAAGUUUUAUAUUCAUUAAGAGCCGUAAAAAGAGGGGUAUGAUUUGAGUUGAUGAAUAUCUGACUUAUAAUUGCCAGCCGUUCAAAAGCAUUCUUCAAGGUCCUAUUCUUAAAUUAUUACCGACUAUGCAUGUUUGUAAAUAUUACAAUUAACACGGUAAGUGCUAUGUACAAAUUUAUUUUUUAAUUCGAAGGAACAAAAAAGAUCCGAUUGUAAAGUAGUUUUGUUAUGUAAUAGCAAAAAUUUUUAAAUUUAAUAUGCACCAACGCAAAAUCUAUGAGAA